Molecule: messenger RNA, 1064 nt
Organism: Oreochromis aureus
Lineage: Eukaryota; Metazoa; Chordata; Actinopteri; Cichliformes; Cichlidae
Gene: sdf2l1
Product: stromal cell-derived factor 2-like 1
Exons: 3
Coding region: 56-709 (217 amino acids)
Source: RefSeq, a predicted model, not a curated record
AAAGCAGCACUACGGUUCGGAAGUGAGUGCCGGUCAUGACAGCAGAGACACAAAGAUGGAGGUGGUCGGUACAAUCCGCGGGCUUAUCAGGUCGCUGCUCUUCCUGCUGCUGUGGUCCAGCUGUGAAGGACGAGACUCGGAGCUCAGCUAUGUGACCUGCGGCUCUCUAGUCAAACUGUUCAACACCAGACACAACGUCCGACUGCACUCCCACGACGUUAAGUACGGCUCAGGCAGUGGACAGCAGUCUGUAACUGGAGUGGAGAAUGCAGAUGAUGCCAACAGCUACUGGCAGAUUCGUGGGAAGCCCAACAAUCCAUGUCUGCGCGGUGCUCCCAUCAAGUGUGGCCAGGCCAUUCGGAUCACACACAUGAAGACUGGACGAAACCUCCACACACACCACUUCAGCUCUCCUCUGUCUAAUAACCAGGAGGUGAGUGCUUUCGGAGAGAACGGCGAGGGUGACGACCUGGACGUGUGGACGGUUCAGUGCGAAGGCAUUCACUGGGAGCGCGACGAGGCUGUGCGCUUCAAACACGUAGGCACCGACGUUUUCCUGAGCGUGACAGGCGAGCAGUACGGCCACCCCAUACGUGGACAGCGGGAGGUGCACGGCAUGAGCUCCCCCAAUCAGCACAACUGGUGGCGUACUAUGGAGGGCGUCUUCAUCCAGCCCAGCCAGGAACCGCUGCGCCACGAUGAACUCUGACAUCAUCAUCAUCAUCAUCAUUAGGAGACACGAGCAUGGGCAUGCUUCUGCCUGGACCUGAUGUGUGACUUGAGUGAUGAAUCUUUUCUGUACAUGUGAAGCACUUGGGGUGUUUUGAGACAUGAAGGGGGUUGGCAGGCAUUAUUUGUGUGUACGUAGUGUAGCCUCAAUAUGUUCUUUCAGCUUCUUCCUUAGAGAAUAUGAUGAGGGAUAACAUUGAGUCAGGGGAGAUACAUGAGGAUGGCUAUAGUCCUGAAGAAAACUAUCAUUUGAUUAAUUUUGUCCAGAAAUACAUGAAACAUGCCAGCAGACAUAAUGACAUGUACUUUAUGUAAUAAAACCUUUCUUUAUUUCA